Messenger RNA from Schistocerca cancellata (South American locust), 5013 nucleotides. RefSeq names its product calcium-activated potassium channel slowpoke (gene slo). Gene Ontology annotation, biological process: potassium ion transport; transmembrane transport. The record is from RefSeq and is a predicted model, not a curated record. Gene Ontology annotation, molecular function: large conductance calcium-activated potassium channel activity. NCBI's taxonomy places the organism in Eukaryota, Metazoa, Arthropoda, Insecta, Orthoptera, Acrididae. The coding region runs from base 134 to 3154 and encodes 1006 amino acids. The transcript is spliced from 27 exons. Gene Ontology annotation, cellular component: postsynaptic membrane.
GUUGGUGUUCAUACUUAGUAUUGCGUCACUUAUCAUUUACUUCAUUGAUGCGUCCAGUGAAGUGGUGGAAAGAUGCCAAAAAUGGAGCAACAAUAUUACACAGCAAAUAGAUUUAGCGUUCAAUAUAUUUUUUAUGGUGUACUUUUUUAUACGAUUUAUAGCUGCAAGCGAUAAACUGUGGUUUAUGCUGGAAAUGUAUUCCUUUGUGGACUACUUUACAAUACCACCUUCUUUUGUCUCAAUUUACUUGGACAGAACGUGGAUAGGUUUAAGAUUCCUAAGGGCAUUGCGCCUAAUGACUGUACCAGAUAUUCUACAAUAUCUUAAUAUCCUGAAGACUUCAAGUUCCAUUCGCCUUGCACAACUUGUGUCAAUAUUCAUUUCUGUAUGGCUCACGGCUGCUGGAAUUAUUCACCUGCUGGAAAACUCUGGUGAUCCAUUGGACUUCAAAAAUCCAAAUCAUCUCUCAUAUUGGACAUGCGUUUAUUUUCUUAUUGUUACAAUGUCUACUGUUGGAUAUGGUGAUGUUUACUGUCAGACUGUUCUUGGAAGAACAUUUCUCGUAUUUUUUUUACUCGUCGGUUUGGCCAUUUUCGCAAGUUGUAUCCCCGAGAUUAUUGAUCUGAUUGGGACUAGACCCAAGUACGGCGGCACCUUGAAGAACGAACGCGGCAGAAGGCAUAUUGUAGUGUGUGGCCACAUAACAUACGAGUCGGUAUCCCACUUUCUUAAAGACUUUCUCCACGAAGACCGAGAAGAUGUGGAUGUUGAAGUAGUCUUCUUGCACAGAAAACCACCAGACCUUGAGUUGGAAGGCCUGUUCAAGAGGCAUUUCACUACUGUUGAAUUCUUCCAAGGUUCAAUAAUGAAUCCAAUUGAUCUUCAACGGGUUAAGGUGCAUGAAGCUGAUGCGUGCUUGGUGCUAGCUAAUAAAUACUGCCAGGAUCCUGAUGCCGAGGAUGCUGCUAACAUCAUGCGAGUUAUCUCCAUUAAGAACUACUCGGAUGAUAUCCGUGUUAUCAUCCAGCUAAUGCAGUAUCACAACAAGGCCUAUCUCUUAAACAUUCCAUCGUGGGACUGGAAGCAGGGUGAUGAUGUGAUAUGUCUCGCAGAACUUAAAUUGGGGUUUAUUGCUCAAAGCUGUUUGGCACCUGGGUUUUCAACUAUGAUGGCCAAUCUGUUUGCCAUGCGUUCCUUUAAAACGUCACCAGAUAUGCAGUCAUGGCAGAACGACUAUUUACGUGGAACUGGCAUGGAGAUGUACACAGAAACACUGAGUCCCACAUUUAUAGGCAUGCCUUUUGCCCAGGCUACCGAGCUCUGCUUCACAAAAUUAAAACUACUCCUGUUAGCAAUUGAAAUAAAAGGGGAAGAUGGUGCUGAUAGCAAGAUAUCCAUAAAUCCACGCGGGGUGAAAAUACAAGCAAACACACAAGGAUUCUUCAUUGCUCAAUCAGCUGAUGAAGUGAAACGUGCCUGGUAUUAUUGUAAAGCUUGCCAUGAGGACAUAAAGGAUGAAACGUUGAUCAAGAAGUGCAAAUGCAAGAAUUAUGUGGGGAUGAUGAUGAUGCAGUCAGGCAUGGUGAAAGGUGGCUUGAAUGCGACCUACCAGAACUAUCUGGAGGGUGAAGCAGGCAGGGAGAAAGAGGAGGCAUUGCUUAGAAACCACAGAAAUACCCCAACUGCUUUGGUGAAUUCAACAAAGCAAGUAAAUAAAGUGAAGCCCAAUGUUAAUAGGACUACACCAGAUAAUUUAACUUCUCCCAACCAAGGCUAUAACAGGCCUCAAGAGGACUCGACAUAUGCUGGCUAUCAUCUUGCCUAUGAAGUCAAAAAGCUCAUGCCAACGAGUAGAAACUCAGGGAGCAACAACAUGAACAACAAUGGUGGCCUUCAAGUAGGAAUAGCUGAUGAUCAAGCCAAAGAUUUUGAUUUUGAGAAAACUGAGAUGAAGUAUGAUUCUACAGGCAUGUUUCAUUGGGGUCCUGCCAAGAAUUUAGAGGAAUGUAUUUUGGAUCGGAACCAAGCUGCAAUGACUGUUCUCAAUGGACAUGUUGUUGUCUGCCUCUUUGCUGAUCCAGACUCACCACUUAUUGGUCUCCGAAACCUUGUGAUGCCAUUAAGAGCUUCCAAUUUUCAUUAUCAUGAGUUGAAGCAUGUGGUUAUAGUAGGAUCUGUAGAUUACAUUAGAAGGGAGUGGAAGAUGUUACAGAACCUGCCUAAGAUAUCAGUUCUGAAUGGUUCGCCACUGAGCCGUGCAGACCUGCGUGCAGUGAAUGUCAACUUAUGUGAUAUGUGUGUCAUCCUGUCAGCCAAAGUACCAAGUAAUGAUGAUCCAACAUUGGCUGAUAAAGAAGCCAUCUUAGCAUCAUUAAAUAUUAAAGCUAUGACAUUUGAUGACACAAUUGGUGUCUUAAGCCAAGCCCCAUUCAUGCAAAAGAAAAUGCAGACUGCAUCACUGGUUUCAACAUUGUGUGCAGCAAGUGAGCAAGACAAUCUCACACCUGUAGGUAGUCCUAUUGUUCUUCAAAGGAGAGGGUCGGUCUACGGAGCCAAUGUGCCUAUGAUAACAGAGCUAGUAAAUGACAGCAAUGUGCAGUUCCUGGACCAAGAUGAUGAUGACGAUCCUGACACAGAGCUUUAUCUUACACAGCCUUUUGCCUGUGGUACUGCAUUUGCUGUUAGCGUCCUUGACUCCCUCAUGUCUACUACAUAUUUCAACCAGAAUGCACUGACACUCAUCCGUUCACUAAUAACUGGUGGUGCUACUCCUGAGUUGGAGCUUAUCCUGGCAGAAGGUGCAGGCCUGAGGGGAGGUUACAGUACUGCAGACAGUUUAUCAAACAGAGAUAGGUGCAGAGUGGGUCAGGUAUCAUUGUAUGAUGGACCUCUAGCUCAGUAUGGUGAGACUGGAAAGUAUGGUGACCUGUUUGUAGCUGCACUGAAGUCAUAUGGCAUGCUUUGUAUUGGGCUGUACAGAUUUCGGGACACAAGUUCUUCUUGUGAUGCAUCAACAAAACGAUAUGUAAUUACAAACCCACCUGAUGAUUUUUCGCUCCUACCUACAGAUCAGGUGUUUGUAUUGAUGCAGUUUGAUCCAGGGCUGGAGUACAAACCAAACAGAGGGGCACGUGGAAAAGAUGACAACUCCUGACUGCUGCUGUGUAGCGCCCUGACCGAUGGACCCUACUCCUAUAUCUAAAACAUCAUCCUCUUUUGUCUGCACUGGUGACAAAUAGAAUUUCCUGAAAACAGAGUGCUGUGGCAGAUUCAGGGAACACUUGUGAUGUUGAAUAAGUGGUUUAAUAUUAGGUACUUUGCUCAGCAAUUUGAAGCUAAGGUGCACAGACAUUUGUUUUCAGACUGUGCUUUCACACUUAAAUACAUAUUUUUUUAAGUCAAUAUGUGAUAUUCUGGUUUUCUUCAGCAAUUAAUUUUCAUAAAAUUUUAAAGAAGUGGUGGAGUUUCUCAAAUUCAUGUUACAUUAAAUGUAGCAUGUACCUUAUGUAUGCCUUAUAUGGUUGUGAUCUAAGUCAAUAAGUCACAGAGAAUAUAGCUGUUGGUUGAUAUGUGUGAAAAUUGAAGAGAGGUCUAAGUAGCUACUGUGGAAACAGUUUAAUAUCUAUUGCAUCUUCACUAAAAGUAUGUUUCAGACAUGUACUCCCAUUUAUUUAUGAUUUAUUGGCCACCAUUUUCGUUGUAGGGAAUUGACGUGUCACAUACGAAUGUGUUCCUUAUAUGAAUGUGAUCACAUUAUUUUGUGAAAAAUUGACUUAGGCCACCAUCGAAUCUGUAUCUCAGUGCUCCAUAUGUGCAGGCAAAAUAAUAGGAAUAAAGUUGUAGGGGCCAUCAUUGCCAGGUAGUACUGAUUAUCCUGGCCUAAUUGUAAAGGGCUGCUACAUAUUGAAGCAAUAUAUACUGACAAUUUCAAGAGCCAGUUUUCAGCUCAAUAUCCGUUCAUAAUUAUAGCGCUUCUUGAAAAGUAUUGAACAAGGAAGUUUUACUAAAUGUGUUGUUAUAAUAAAAUCUCUAAAAUAAAAUAAAUAUUUUGUAGCAAGAUGGAUUAUAAACUAUUGUUAAGAAAAGGAAUUAAUGGCAAAUACUUCACUGAGAUUUUGUACUUUCAUUUUGAUAUUAAAUGUACUUGGAAUGAGAACUUCACAUGUCUUGUAUUUAUUUCAUAACUGUCAUUAGUUCAUGUUUUGCUAACAACAUUUAAUCCGAAUAUUUUGUUGUUUUUCUUCAGAUACAUAACAGUAUUCAGAUUAUAGCAGUUCCAUUAAAAAUGUCAGUGUCUCCUUCAGCCUAUGAAAUUAAAUUUAAAACUGACUUUACUCUAUUAAGUAAAUGCUAUUCGCAAUAACUUAUUUUAUAAUUAUACACAUCAUGAACUAAAGUGUAGUCGAAUUAUACAAUUAUUGUAAGUCUACUUCUUGAAAUUCAUUAUGAGAUUAGACUGAAAUACUGGUGGUUUCAGAGGAAAAAUUGAAAAUUAUUGCAUCUAAUGAAAGUGCUGCAAAAGAAUAGUUUAGUCUCAGAUAUUUUUCCCCACAUUAAUCUGUCCUUUGAUGCUUACUUCCAUAAUUAUGUUUAUGUGGUGGAAUAUUAUAUUGAAAUUAGAAGAAUUCAACACUGCUCUUGGUAUAUUUUAAAUAUAUGGAACUUAAAAAAAAAACACACAAUUCAUUUUCUUUUUCUGAAAAGUUUUUGUUGUGGAUGUAACACGAAUAAUCAGUUGAGAUCAGUCUUUCUUUUUAAGCCUUUCAUCAUCCUACUUUAAUAUUUAAAAGGUGAUUGAUGAGGUUAAUUCUAAUUGAUCUAUAGAAACGUGUGUAGAAUCAUUUCAAAUAAGUUUUAAAUGUUUAACAAUCAACAAUACAUGUAAGAAAUCAAACCACUGCACUGGCAUUCACACUGUUAUUCUUCUUCUAGUCUAACUAAUUACACAUUCUCAUAAGCUCCCCCCCCCCCCCCACACCCAGAGCGUACAUAUGCGUGCACCCACGUGUGCGC